Molecule: messenger RNA, 375 nt
Organism: Colletotrichum scovillei
Lineage: Eukaryota; Fungi; Ascomycota; Sordariomycetes; Glomerellales; Glomerellaceae
Exons: 2
Coding region: 1-375 (124 amino acids)
Source: RefSeq, a predicted model, not a curated record
AUGUCUCAGAACAGCAACAUAGCUGUGAAGUCUGAUUCCGAAGACGACUUCGUAGUUGUCGAUGACAACCACACCAUCUCUCUCGAAAAGCUCAAGAAGGAGCAUCAACAAGUCGUCAAAGAGUUGAACGACAGACAUGUUGGCGAGCUGGCUAUCCUCAGAGAUAGCUGUCACAGGCGCUCGCAGAACGCAAUCGCCCUGGCAAAUUCCUCCGUCGAACAAUACAAGGUCUCUGCUCAGCGCCGUAAGGAGCAUUACGAGAGCGAGAUCGAGGAUCUCCAGAACGAGCUUGCUGCCGAGAAAGCUAAGGUAGCGCACCUUCUGGCCCUGGUUCCGCCUCACCUUCGAGGCAGAAUGCCUGGUCCAUCUAGAUAA